Closterium sp. Naga37s-1 is the source of this 2217-nucleotide messenger RNA. Lineage: Eukaryota; Viridiplantae; Streptophyta; Zygnematophyceae; Desmidiales; Closteriaceae. The record is from the annotation of a GenBank genome assembly.
AUGCCUCUGCUUCCUUGUUGGCACCACUCAUCCCCUUCUAAACCCCUCUCACUCCCUCCACCUCGCCCCUCAGGUGCACUUUUGAACCCUGGGGGAACAGCGUCCUGCCCUUUCUGCAUUCUGGAGCGCCGUAUCGCUCGCUCUUUGACUCUCGAGGCUGCCCGGGACACGCCUAGAGUUGUAGUGAACCGCUUAAAGCUCAUUGCCAAGAGCUUCAGUCACGGGCGGCAGGAGGACGCACAUGAGUUGCUUCGAUACGCGAUAGAAGCAUGCAACAGAGCGUGUGUAGCUCUCCACAAGAAGGUAGCUGCUGCUGCUGCAGCUGCUGCUGCUUCUGCGGCUGCUAUUACUGCCAGUGGGCCGAACGGCAGUCCGGAUGUGACUAAAUCGGGGCCUGUGAGAGCACUGAACCAGCUAGUGGAAGGGAUGUCUUUAAACGAGGGGGCCAGCGUUCAGAAGAUGCACACGAGACGAAGCUCUAGGCUCUCCUUAGACCGCGCAAACAGCGGUAGGGAUUCAGCAGAGGGAGUUCCAUUCCCCCAGCAGCAGUUGGCCACAGAGCAGGAGUCAAUGCAGUUGGGCGAGUUGACCGGCAGUGAGGGAUCCCUGGUGCCUCAGUUGGGAGACCCUGUAGAGAACACCGAUAUGGACGUAGACGCGGACACAAACGUAGACGCAGACGUGACAGAAGUGCCUGAACCGUCUGCUGCUUCCGCAUCAGGGCCGGCUACAGGAUCAUCAUCAGCAGCGGCUGUAGCGGAUGAGGCAGAUGUAGCAGCGGCCGGUAGCAGUAGCAGCGGGGGUGGGAGCGUGCCUAGGAGACGGAUGAGCCUGAGAAGGCGAGGGUUUGCCACUGAUGGGGAGGAAGAGGAGGACAGGGACGGGGGUUUUGGGCAUGCGGGAUCAGGGGCGGGGGCGGGGAGGGGAGUGGGCGGAGGCAGGGCGCGGAAGGGAAGGGGAGUUGCGCUGCGGGUAGGGCUGCAUGUUUUGCCUGGAAGGGGGAAAGGGCGGGGGGCAGGGGCGGCAGGGGCGGCAGCAGGGGCGGCAGCGGAUCAGAUUGGCUCACCUGGAAAAUCUCCUGGUAGAAGCAAGGGAAGCCCCAGGGGAGCAGGGGGGUUAGGCGGAGGGGCGGCAGGUGGGGGCGGAGCAGGGGAGGGAGGCGCAGGGGGUUGUUCAGGUGGACAGGACGAGCCGCACACCAUAGUGAAAGAGAUUUUUGGCGGGAUAUUGCAGAGCCAGAUUCGGUGCUUGCAGUGUGAUGGGGAGUCUAAUAAGAGGGAUGCGAUUUUGGACCUAAGUUUAGACGUGCAUAGGCUGGGGUCGCUAAAAGACGCGCUUAAUAGGUUCACCAAGCCGGAAGUUCUGGAUGGGGAGAAUAGAUACCGGUGCGAUAAAUGCAACCGGCUGUCUGCUGCGCGAAAGGCUCUUACGAUCUUUCAUGCGCCCAACAUUCUUGUGAUUCAAUUCAAGAGGUUUGAGAACGUGUUUGGAGGGAAGAUUGACCGCCACAUUCGAUUCGAGGAGCGUGUCUCAUUGAAAGGCCACAUGAGCGGCUGUAGCAAGGUGGGUUCAAGCAGAUGGGGGACUGUAGCAAGCAAGGACUCCCAGCCAGAGUACACACUCUUUGGCGUGGUGGUCCAUGCGGGGUCGUCUCAAGACUCGGGCCAUUACUAUGCAUAUGUCAAGUACUCCACGGCAAGUGGUCCUGCUGACUCCAUUUGCAAGUGGUCCUGCUGUGACGACGGUACCGUCUCCCCAGUGGCUUUCCUAUCAGGAAACACGGCCUACAUGAUCUUAUACCUCUUCCCCUCUUUUUCCCUUCGUCCGCCCUUCCGCCCCCCCCUGCAGGACUCCACGGGCAGGUGGUCAUGUGACGACUGCUCCGUCUCCCCAGUCGCCUUCCCAGACGACUCCACGGGCAAGUGGUCCUGCUGUGACGACUGCUCCGUCUCCCCUGUCGCCCUUCCAGACGUCCUAGCAGACAAGGCCUACAUGCUCUUCUACCUCCGCCUCUCCCCUCUCGCUUCUCUUUCUCUCCCCCUUCCCCCCCCUUUCUCUCUGCUUUUUCUCCCCGUUCUCUCCCUGACUCCACUGGCAAGUGGUCCUGCUUUGACGAUUGUUCCGUCUCCCCAGUGGCUCUCCCAGACGACUCCACAGGCAGAUGGUCCUGCUGUGACGACUGCUCCGUCUCCCCAGUGGCCCUCCCAGACGUUCUAG